Molecule: messenger RNA, 578 nt
Organism: Olea europaea var. sylvestris
Lineage: Eukaryota; Viridiplantae; Streptophyta; Magnoliopsida; Lamiales; Oleaceae
Product: calcium uptake protein, mitochondrial-like
Exons: 4
Biological process (GO): mitochondrial calcium ion homeostasis; calcium import into the mitochondrion
Cellular component (GO): uniplex complex
Molecular function (GO): calcium ion binding
Source: RefSeq, a predicted model, not a curated record
AAUCAAUUACGUAUGAAGAAGAAAUAUGGGCAUUACCCAUGCAUGGUGGAUAUGUUCAACUUUUAGCUCAGUUAGUUAUACCAGUGUUUGAAUACUUCGCGUCUUUCAAAAGCCCUUCAGGAGAAAUGUAUAUGACACCAGCAGACUUAAUGAGAGCAGCUGUUCCUGUAUUUCCUCCUUCAGAAGCAGAUAGUGUUAGAGGGGGACAUUUGAAAGGGGAAUGGGUUACUAGUGAGUUACAGUGUGCUACUUCACAAUUCUUCAUGCUUUUUGAUACCAAUAAUGAUGGACUUAUAUCAUUCCCAGAGUACAUCUUUUUCCUUACCAUACUGAGCAUACCUGAGUCGAGCUUUUCUGUUGCAUUUAAAAUGUUCGAUCUUGAUAAUGAUGGAGGUAUAGACAAGGAUGAAUUCAAGAAAGUGAUGGGGCUGAUGCGUACAUUUAAUAGACAAGGGGCUUGUCAUAGAGAUGGACUCAGGAUCGGAUUAAAAGUUUCAGGAUCUGUGGAGGAUGGUGGUCUUCUAGAGUACUUCUUUGGCAGUGAUGGAAGCAAACGCCUUGAACGUGAAAAAUUUGUC